AUGGCCCUCGAGAGGCUCGGGGAAGCCCUGCGCGGCACCCCGCCCCUGCAGAGCUCCCUGCUGCUCCUCCUGUGCCUGCUCGCCGCCGUGCACCUGGGCAAGCUCCUCCUGCAGCGGCGGCGUCGGCGGCGGCUGGGCGAGCGCCGGGCGCCGCCGGGCCCCUUCCCGUGGCCGCUGAUCGGGAACGCGGCGCAGCUGGGCAGCGCCCCGCACCUCUCCUUCGCGCGCCUGGCCAGCACGUACGGCGCCGUGUUCCAGCUGCGCCUGGGGCGCUGGCCCGUGGUGGUGCUGAACGGCGAGAGCGCCAUCCGCCAGGCGCUCGUCCGCCAGGGGGCCGCCUUCGCCGGCCGGCCGGCCUUCCCCUCGUUCCGCCUGGUGUCGGGCGGGCGCAGCCUGGCCUUCGGCGGCUACUCGGAGCUCUGGAAGCUGCACCGCCGCGCGGCGCACGCCACGGUGCGCGCCUUCUCCACCGGCAGCCCGGCCACGCGCCGCCUGCUGGAGCGGCACCUGCUGGGCGAGGCGCGGGCGCUGGUGGCGCUGCUGGUGCGGGGCAGCGCGGGCGGCGCCUUCCUCGACCCGUCGCGCGUGCUGGUGGUGGCGGUGGCCAACGUGAUGAGCGCGCUCUGCUUCGGCCGCCGCUACAGCCACGGCGACGGCGAGUUCCUGCGCCUGGUGGGCCGCAACGAGCAGUUCGGGCGCGCCGUGGGCGCCGGCAGCCUGGUGGACGCGCUGCCCUGGCUGCAGCGCUUCCCCAGCCCCGUGCGCGCCGCCUACCGCGCCUUCCGCGACCUCAACCGCGACUUCUACGGCUUCGUCCGCGGCAAGUUCCUGCAGCACCAGCGCAGCCUGCGCCCGGGGGCGGCCCCCCGCGACAUGAUGGACGCCUUCAUCCGCCUGCAGCGCGAGCAGCCGCGGCUGCAGCUCGAGCACGUGCCCGCCACCGUCACCGACAUCUUCGGCGCCAGCCAGGACACGCUCUCCACCGCGCUGCUCUGGCUCCUCAUCUUCCUUAUCAGGUAUCCAAAAGUGCAGGCUAAAAUGCAAGAAGAAGUGGACAGGAUUGUUGGGAGAGACCGCCUGCCCUGUGCUGAAGAUCAGCCUCACCUGCCCUACAUCAUGGCUUUCCUGUACGAAUCCAUGCGUUUCAGCAGCUUCGUGCCUGUUACCAUCCCUCACGCCACCACGACCAACACCUUCAUCAUGGGCUACCUCAUUCCCAAGGACACCGUGAUAUUUGUCAAUCAGUGGUCGGUGAAUCACGAUCCAGCUAAAUGGUCCAACCCAGAGGAUUUCGAUCCAACGAGAUUCCUGGAUGAGAAUGGCUUCAUCAAUAAAGAUCUCACCAGUAGUGUGAUGAUUUUCUCAAUGGGGAAACGGCGGUGUAUUGGAGAGGAAUUAUCCAAGGUGCAGCUGUUUCUCUUUACUUCCAUUCUCGUGCAUCAGUGCCAUUUCACUGCUAAUCCAAAUGAGGAUCCUAAAAUGGACUACACUUAUGGGUUGACCAUCAAACCCAAGCCAUUCACCUUGAAUGUCACACUUAGAGAUACUAUGGAUUUGCUUGAUAAGGCUGUCCAAAGACUGCAAGCAGAGAAAACAGCCAACGAAAAUCAGCCGUCGGCAACCACCUAAGCGCCGAGCCUCACCUUGAAAGAUGCUCCUCUCUUUUUAGAAUUACAUAAGUUAUAGUUUGCUUUGUUUUGCUGAUCUUUUUGGAAAACAGCCAACAUUGAAGGUACAAGAGCAGGAAGGAAAACUUCACAAGUCAUAAUUCAGUCCUCUUUAAUUCUAGAGGGAGAGCCAGGGGGAUGAUUUAAUGUACUAAAUGAUAAAACAUAUGCAGUUUGAAAGUAAGCCUUUCAUUUUCUUGCAUGUUCACAAAGUUGCCAUUGUAAAGCACACUUUCUACUGACUGAUUGGAGCAUCUCUGGAAACUCGUGCAAUCCUUGCCAUGUCUCCAUGCACUCUGCCUUAACUCUAAGUUUGCCUUCAGUAACUCCACAUCCCAAAGUAAAAUUCCUUAUAAAAACAAAACAAGGCAGAACACAAAAACAAGACAAUGCUUUGAACGCUGCAGCCUCUCUCUGAAUUCAUUCUACUGGAACCUGCCGUAAGCAUAUGGCAAGUCCCGUGUUGUGACUGCUAGGAUGUGUAUUAAUGCCUUGAUAAUAAAUGUUUAAAUGAUUUUUGGUAAAAUGCCAAUGUAAAAUCUUGCCUUUAGCUUUCCAAAGUGUUUACAUAAAUGGCUAAAAAAUUACUUGCUUAUGAGCACAUCAUUUUAAAAUACCGUUCGUAUUUUAUGUGAGAACGAACAGAAUGUCCUAAUACAGUAACUUGUCAUUGAAGCUUGAAAAGAAAGAUCAGAUUUGAUACAUCAUCAAGUGGUAAGCAUGAUAUAAUCCAUGUGCUAAUAUAUUCAUUAGUACGAAUAACAUAGAUAUUUGAAUUAGAAAGCUGUUGUAAAGGAAAAGUUGAACUUUGUGUCUUUCUAGAAAAGAGUAACCGACCUGUUCUUCAGCACGUGGGUAAGUCUGUUACAGAUUCACGUGUGCCAAGGUAUGUAGAAAUAAGAAUUUGAGGUUCUGUAUUGAAACCCUCAUAUCGCAAGCCUCAAGUAAUGCACACAGCACAUACAGCCUGGCCCACUGCUCAGUCUGUUAGCUCAAGUUUAAUGCUAUUAUCCUAAAUUAAUAGUAUACUUUUAGCAUGAUUUGCUUGAAACGAAGCCUCAGAAAGAAAGCUAACAUGUUGUGUCCCAAAUAACUGAGUAAACUAAAUUGAGCAAAAAAAACCAAAAAACAACACCUUCCAGCUUUUUCUUGAGGCAAAAGACAUCAAGUCAAAAAAAAAUCACUACUAUUUUGAAGUAAAACAUAAACUUGAUACUUUAGAGCCUUAAACUUCUGGCUAAUGUUUGUGCACACAAAGCAGCAUGUAUUUCUCUAAGGAACGAACUGUCACAUCUAAAUGCCUGAUUUUGAGAAGUGUUGGAUAUUUCCUAGGAGAUACAGAUGGCCUUCAGUUACAUACAAGAUCUAUCAGAAAUGAGAGCAUCUCAGAAGACUUACUGUGAUCAAGUCUAGGACAAAAGAAGGUUUUAGUAGACCUUCUAGAAAAAUAAGGGCUAAAAUAUAAAGUAGCUCUGCUGAGACCCUAGCAAGUACAGAUGUGCAUCUUGUAGAUGGCCAGUCUUCAUCCUGUUGGCAGCAGUGACAGUACUCAUGCUGACAGAGGUAAGAGCUCGCUUAGUGGCACCAUCCUGGCCUUCUCAAGUAGCAACUUCACUACUGAUUUUAAUAACCUGAACCAAAUCUAAAAGUACUGUUCCAUACCCCCAUGUAGUACUGUUACACCUGUUGAACAUCUCUGAUUUUAAAUGGCAUUGAUCCUCUUUUUUCAAAGCUAAAAAAAACCUCUUUUCCAUGCAAAAGGAGUAACCUCAGGUGUUUUUCUGAAUUACAAGUCUGUGAUAUCCCAGAACUUAGCCUAUACCUGUGAAAAGCUUUAUAUGAUAUUCAGCAUUUUCAUAUGGAGAUCUACAUUAGAUCAAUUUGUAGCAAGACAGUUUUCUUAGUACCUUUGUGAGUAUCAUUAUUAAAAAAAAUAUAGAGGAUAUAACCUACAACUGAAUAGUUAGUCUAACUCAAAGAUCACUGAUUAUUAUUUUAAUGAAAAAAAGCUUUUGCAGUUUUGUACUCUUCCAAAAGCUGUUAACUAUGCAUUGGCUACUAAUGCAGCUUCCACUCACACUGCUCACAUCUGUCAGGGUCACAAAUUAUAUAGCUGUUGGUCAAUUAGUGCCUCAUUUAUCCUCCAAAGUUACUCCAAUUUAGUAGCACCCAGUUAGUAGCACUGCAGUUUGUUCUGUGAGAUAACUUUUAUGGUCAUUCUGAGAUGAAUCAUUGUGUUACCAAAAUAUUAAAUAAAAUUAUUCUUGU
Molecule: messenger RNA, 3935 nt
Organism: Phasianus colchicus (ring-necked pheasant)
Lineage: Eukaryota; Metazoa; Chordata; Aves; Galliformes; Phasianidae
Gene: CYP1B1
Product: cytochrome P450 family 1 subfamily B member 1
Biological process (GO): progesterone metabolic process; hormone biosynthetic process
Molecular function (GO): heme binding; iron ion binding; steroid 17-alpha-monooxygenase activity
Source: RefSeq, a predicted model, not a curated record